AUGGCGUCCCUGCCCACGUGUCCUACGAUUGUGUAUUCCAGCCUUAAGCUCAUGUCACUGCAGCAGUGUGGAGCUGGUAUCAGCAGUCUGGUUAUGGCCCCAUAUGAUCCAUUAUGUUGCUCAUGUCGUCCUCUCUCAGGGUUCGACCUGUCCGUGGCGCUGGACGAUCCAGUCCCACCGACGGAGAAGCCCCAACCGAAGGCCCCGGAGAAGCCCAAAAGUGAUGGUGGGCUGGACCUUCUGGACGCCUUUGGUACAGAUGAGCCCGUAAAACCCAAGAAACCAAGUUCUGGAGAUUCUGGUGGCUUUGGACUGGAUCUGGAGGACGCUGUCGGUCCCGAUCCCAACCCCAAACCGGAUCAACCUGCCGUGAAGCCACCAAGUGGUGGAGGAGGCGGAGGCAGUUUCGGUGACUCCGACUUAUUUGAUGUUGGUGGCGGAGACUACAAGCCCGAUGGAGGCCGCCCACAUGGGGGUGGAGGGGUGGACCCCGGCUCGGAUCCUCACGGUGGAGCUGACCAGCCUCAAGAAGCUGGAUCUGGACAGAUUGCUGGCAUCGCCAGCGCCAUCGGCGUCGCUCUGCUGGGAGCAGCAACCAGUUACUUUGCCUACCAGAAGAAAAAGCUCUGCUUCAAGAUUCAAGGAGGUGCAGAUCCAGAGAAAGGCCACCAGGGGGCUCAGUCGGAUCCUCAAGUCUUCAGCAACCUGCUCAGGACGUCCUAGACGUCAGUGGACCGCCUCAACACAACUCCACUUCCUUCAACUGUCAAUCAACUGUCAAUCAACUGCCAUUGGUGAAAGGAGGCCCGUUAGAACUUCACACCAGAAACCUCUUCCUUCAGUCAACAAGCCAUCUGUCUCCCUAUGUCAUCAUGUAUGGGAUCAUUCAUAGCACAUACUGUACAUUAUUCAUAUUGUUUAUAGUACGGCACGUCGUAAAAUAAAACACCGUCGCUGCAGAAAGGUGGCACCUCGGGGUGCUUCUUCAUCCGCUGUGAACCCGGCCUCUG
Messenger RNA from Cyclopterus lumpus (lumpfish), 1010 nucleotides. RefSeq names its product CD99 antigen-like. The coding region runs from base 1 to 723 and encodes 240 amino acids. Lineage: Eukaryota; Metazoa; Chordata; Actinopteri; Perciformes; Cyclopteridae. Gene Ontology annotation, biological process: homotypic cell-cell adhesion; positive regulation of neutrophil extravasation; T cell extravasation. The record is from RefSeq and is a predicted model, not a curated record. The transcript is spliced from 13 exons.